This is a messenger RNA of Rhodamnia argentea, 1237 nucleotides long. Its product is annotated as bidirectional sugar transporter SWEET4-like. The transcript is spliced from 6 exons. Lineage: Eukaryota; Viridiplantae; Streptophyta; Magnoliopsida; Myrtales; Myrtaceae. Bases 162 to 890 code for a protein of 242 amino acids. Gene Ontology annotation, biological process: carbohydrate transport. Gene Ontology annotation, cellular component: membrane. The record is from RefSeq and is a predicted model, not a curated record. Gene Ontology annotation, molecular function: sugar transmembrane transporter activity.
UUUCUCUCUCCUCCCCUUAUAUAUAUGUACACUCACACUGCACUAACACGCAGCUCGCACCGAUCAUCAGCACCAGAGUCGAUACCGAGGCGCUUCUCUCUCGUCGCUCUCUCUGUCUCUCUCUCUCUAGCUCGCUCGCUCGCUCGCGAAGUAAAGCGAAGAUGGUGACGGCUGAAGCAGCCAGGAACGUGGUCGGCAUUAUAGGGAACGUCAUAUCUUUCUUCCUCUUCGCCUCGCCAUGUCCAACGUUUUAUAGAAUCAUAAAGAACAAGUCGGUGGAGGAAUUUCAGGUGUAUCCUUACCUUUUUACUGUGUUGAACUGCAUCUUCUGGAUUAUCUACGGCUUGCCCUUUGUCCAUCCUGAUAGCCUCCUCGUCGUCACCAUCAACGGCGUCGGGCUUGUCAUGGAGCUCAUCUACCUAUGCAUUUUCUUUACCUAUGCUCCAAAUAAGGGAAGGAAGAAGGUAGUCUAUUGGCUCUGCGGGGAAGUCGUCUUCAUCGCUGUGGUGUCGUUGGUGGUCCUGCUGGUUUUCCACGAUCAUAACAGAAGAAUCCUCGCCUUUGGAAUCAUCUGCGACGUGUUCAACAUCAUAAUGUACGGCUCUCCUCUUAUUAUCAUGAAAAAAGUGAUCACCACCAAGAGUGUGGAGUACAUGCCCUUCUAUCUCUCCCUAGCCAACUUUCUUAAUGGCUGCGUGUGGACCGCGUAUGCCCUCAUCAAGCUCGACAUCUUCAUUCUGAUUAGCAACGGUCUUGGGGCGCUUGCCGCUACGGCGCAGCUCAUACUCUACGGUUGCUACUUUAGGUCCACGCCGAGGGACGAGAAGGUCGUCGAUGCGAAGGCUCCUCAAAUCCAGCUCGCUGUUUCUGAUGGACCAGGUAGAGUGUGAUGGAGGAACAUUACCCCAACUCCACAACACCCCCCACAACUGCUGCUCUCUGUCUAAAAAAUUCUGGGCACUUGUCUUAUGUUUAUAGCCGCUUCCUUUUUUGUUUUUCUGCAUUAAGCUAGGGCUGAGUUGAGGAAAGGGAACUCGUCGUAGCAGUGAGUAAACGUUAGGUUUUUUUGACUCUCGUUUGGGAACCUGAUGGUGGCAACCUGUCAGGUUCGUAUCUUCUAAGUCAAGAAGUGAACAUGACUCGUGUUCGCAUUUUUGCUUUUCAAUGCUUUGAAAAUUUGUGGGUGGUUUUUCAACCGGAGAAGGUAACGAUGGGUUGGCCCAACACGUUUCUUUCA